AUGGAUCCUGUUUCUGUGUCUCUGCUGGAAAUUCUGAACGAACUGGUGGAAGAAGAUGUGAAGAGGUUCAAAUGGCACCUGAACCAAGACCAGUUUGGUCCUGAGUUUCCUCCCAUCCCAAAAGGUCAGCUGGAGAAAGCAGACAGAUCAGACACUGUGGAUUACAUGGUGAAGAACUACAGGGAAUCUGGAGCUAUAGUCAACAUGAGAGCAAAACUGAGUUCCACAGCCACAGGAAGUGACAACAAAGUCCUUAAACUUGGAGAGUUGGCAUUCCGACAGCUGAAGAAAGGGCAUCUGAUCUUCUAUGAGGAAGACAUGAAGGAGUGUGGCAUUGAUGUGACCGAGCCAUCUGUGUACCCGGGACUUUAUGCCUGUGAUCUCACACUGGACCCAAACACAACACACAGAACCCUCUCUCUGUCUGAGGGGAACAGGAAGGUGACAAGAGGAGAGAUGCGAUCAUAUCCUGAUCACCCAGACAGAUUUGAGGACUGGUGGCAAGUGUUGUGUAGAGAGGGUCUGUCUGGACGCUGUUACUGGGAGGUGGAGUGGACUGGGAGAGGUGCUGAUAUAACAGUAGCAUAUAAAGGAAUCAACAGGAGAGGAGGGGGCCAUGACAGUCUGUUUGGAUACGACGACAAGUCCUGGAGUCUGUACUGCUCUGAGAACCAUUACACUGCCAGACAUGUUAAUAUGGGUAAUUCCGUAGCUGACCCCUCCCCCUCAUCCUGGUCCAAUAGGGUAGGAGUAUAUCUGGACUGGCCCGCCGGCACUCUGUCCUUCUACAGCGUCUCCUCUGACAAACUGACCCACUUACACACAUUCAACUCUGAAUUCACUAAGCCCCUUUACCCAGGGUUUAGGGUUGGUUGGCCAGGCUCCUCAGUGUCUCUGUGUCAGUUAAAAUAG
Esox lucius (northern pike) is the source of this 912-nucleotide messenger RNA. RefSeq names its product stonustoxin subunit beta-like. The record is from RefSeq and is a predicted model, not a curated record. The transcript is spliced from 3 exons. Bases 1 to 912 code for a protein of 303 amino acids. NCBI's taxonomy places the organism in Eukaryota, Metazoa, Chordata, Actinopteri, Esociformes, Esocidae. Gene Ontology annotation, molecular function: protein binding.